GGCGGGCUGGAGAGGCUGAUGCGGCCGCUAAGGGAGAGGAUAGUGGUUAAAGCUCGAGCUGGAUGGAUGGGUAUGGGGAGAGGGGCAGGAUCCACAGCCCUGGGACUUUUCCAAAUCCUCCCUGUCUUUCUCUGCAUCUUCCCUUCAGUGACAUCUCCAUGCAAGAUCCUCAAGUGCAACUCUGAGUUCUGGGCAGCCACGUCGGGCUCCCACGGUCCGGGCACGGAGGAGGCUCCCGAGUUCUGCACGGCGCUGCGCUCCUACGCGCACUGCACCCGCCGCACCGCCCGCACCUGCAGGGGAGACCUCGCCUACCACUCCGCCGUGCAUGGCAUAGAGGAUCUGAUGGUGCAGCACAACUGCUCCAAGGAUGGCCCCACGUCCCAGCCCCGCCUCCGAACGCUGCCCCCCGGCGACAGCCAGGAGCGCUCCGACAGCCCCGAGAUCUGCCACUACGAGAAGAGCUUCCACAAGCACUCGGCCACCCCCAACUAUACCCACUGUGGGCUCUUCGGGGACCCCCACCUCAGGACUUUCACAGACACUUUCCAAACCUGCAAGGUGCAAGGGGCUUGGCCGCUUAUAGACAAUAACUACCUGAACGUCCAGGUCACCAACACGCCGGUGCUGCCUGGCUCCACCGCCACCGCCACCAGCAAGCUCACCAUCAUCUUCAAGAGCUUCCAGGAGUGUGUGGACCAGAAAGUGUACCAGGCGGAGAUGGACGAGCUGCCCGCUGCCUUUGCUGACGGCUCCAAGAACGGCGGCGACAAGCACGGAGCCAACAGCCUGAAGAUCACCGAGAAGGUGUCAGGGCAGCACAUCGAGAUCCAGGCCAAGUACAUCGGCACCACCAUCGUGGUGCGGCAGGUGGGCCGGUACCUCACCUUCGCCGUGCGCAUGCCGGAGGAGGUGGUCAACGCCGUGGAGGACCGGGACAGCCAGGGCCUCUACCUGUGCCUGCGCGGCUGUCCUCUCAACCAGCAGAUUGACUUCCAGGCCGUCCGCUCGGCUCAGACCACCGAGGGUCGUGCUCGGCGGAAGGGGCCCAGCCUGCCGGCCCCCCCUGAGGCCUUCACCUAUGAAACGGCCACGGCCAAGUGCAGGGAAAAGCUGCCCGUGGAGGACCUCUACUUCCAGUCCUGCGUCUUUGACCUCCUCACCACCGGGGACGUCAACUUCAUGCUGGCUGCUUACUAUGCCUUCGAGGACGUGAAGAUGCUUCACUCCAACAAAGACAAGCUGCACCUCUACGAGAGGACACGGGAGCUGGCCCCAGGCAGCGCCGCUCCCUCGGGUGCCUCCACCGCCCUCUGGGUGCUGCUGCUGUGCUUGAGUCAGUGUUGGUUGUGCUUGUUGUAG
Molecule: messenger RNA, 1362 nt
Organism: Indicator indicator
Lineage: Eukaryota; Metazoa; Chordata; Aves; Piciformes; Indicatoridae
Gene: RGMA
Product: repulsive guidance molecule BMP co-receptor a
Exons: 4
Coding region: 19-1362 (447 amino acids)
Biological process (GO): BMP signaling pathway
Cellular component (GO): plasma membrane
Molecular function (GO): coreceptor activity
Source: RefSeq, a predicted model, not a curated record